Phragmites australis (common reed) is the source of this 803-nucleotide messenger RNA. Its product is annotated as cortical cell-delineating protein-like. Bases 113 to 520 code for a protein of 135 amino acids. The record is from RefSeq and is a predicted model, not a curated record. The transcript has a single exon. Lineage: Eukaryota; Viridiplantae; Streptophyta; Magnoliopsida; Poales; Poaceae.
ACCCAAACACACCGAGAAAACCAUCCCAAACUAAGCUAGCACCACCACAGUCCACAGAGCAAUAGCUCACUUCUCUUUGCUCACGAGAUCACACUAUAGUAAUCAAUCACCAAUGGCUCCCAAGCUUGCUCUCUUCCUGGCCCUCAGCAUCGUCCUCUUUGCCGCCGCGGUGCACGGCUGCGCACCAUACUGCCCCGGUCCGGUCGUGCCGACGCCGCCUGUCGUGCCGACGCCGCCUGUCGUGCCGACGCCGUCCCGUAGCCACGGGCGGUGCCCGAUCGACGCGCUCAAGCUCAAGGUGUGCGCCAACGUGCUGGGCGCCGUCAAGGUCGGCCUGCCGCAGUACGAGGAGUGCUGCCCGCUGCUGGAGGGUCUCGUCGACCUCGACGCCGCCGUCUGCCUCUGCACCGCCAUCAAGGCCAACGUGCUCGGCGUCCGCCUCAACCUCCCCAUCAACCUCAGCCUCGUCCUCAACAAGUGUGGCAAGUUUUGCCCAUCCGACUUCACUUGCCCCAACUAAGCUGAGGGAGAAUGUACGCUUGUACUCAGCCUCGCACUUCCAAGUUUCAUUGCUUGCACCGGCGGCUUGUCUGCAGGGCGCGCAGUCGCACGAUCGAAUAAGUUUGUCGCUAUAAAUUCUUUCAUCUUAGACCAUUGUCGAGGUCAUUUAUGCUGUUAUGGAGUUGUACCUUUUCUUUUGUUUGCGAGGAAUUAUGGAGUUGUGUACAUGUAUUACCUUUUUGUAAUUGUUCAUUCGUUCUAAGCCGUAAAAGCAACGUAUUGUCAGUAAGAAUGUUCAUUCU